AUGGAGCGGUUCAAAGCACAGGGGUGUUGCUGUCUGGUGGUGCAGAGAAGGAUGCUGCAGGCUUCUGCUUCCCUGGAGCAGCUGCUGACGGAGCUAGAUGACUUCCUCAGGAUUCUUGACCAGGAGAACCUGAGCAGCACGGCCGUGGUGAAGAAGAGCGGCCUGGCCGAGCUUCUCCGCUUGUACACCAAGAGCAGCAGUUCUGAUGAGGAAUACAUUUAUAUGAACAAAGUGACCGUCCACAAGCAACAGAAUGCCGAGUCCCAAGACAAAGCGCCCGGGGAGCAGAACCUGCUGACCAACGGUGAGCCCCCCCAGCCCUCCUCGGCCCCUCAGAAGAGUCUCCCAGACCUCCCGCCCCCCAAGAUGAUUCCAGAACGUAAACAGCUCUCUGUCCCGAAGAUCGAGUCUCCAGAGGGUUACUAUGAAGAGGCUGAGCCGUAUGACACAUCCCUCAAUGAGGACGGAGAGGCCGUGAGCAGCUCCUACGAGUCCUACGAUGAGGAAGAGAGCAGCAAGGGCAAGUCGGCCCCUCACCAGUGGCCCUCGCCCGAGGCCAGCAUCGAGCUGAUGCGCGACGCCCGCAUCUGUGCCUUCCUCUGGCGCAAGAAGUGGCUGGGCCAGUGGGCCAAGCAGCUGUGUGUCAUCAAGGACACCAGGCUCCUGUGUUACAAAUCCUCCAAGGACCACAGUCCUCAGCUGGACGUGAGCUUGCUGGGCAGCAGCGUGGUGCACAAGGAGAAACAAGUGCGGAAGAAGGAGCACAAGCUGAAGAUCACGCCGCUGAACGCCGACGUGAUCGUGCUGGGCCUGCAGAGCAGGGACCAGGCGGAGCAGUGGCUCAGGGUCAUUCAGGAGGUGAGCGGCCUGCCUUCCGAAGGAGCUUGUGAGGGAAACCAGUUCACCCCAGAUGCCCAGCGCCUGAGCUGUCCGAAGCCAGAUAUAAUGGAGAAGUACCUAUCAGCCUCGGAGUGUGGAAGCCCCAUAGAUGGUCACCCUGAAGUCCCAGAGACCAAAGACGUCAAGAAGAAAUGUUCUGCUGGUCUCAAACUGAGCAACCUGAUGAACCUGGGCAGGAAGAAAUCUACCUCGCUGGAGCCUCCGGACAGGUCCCUCGAGACAUCCAGCUACCUGAACGUGCUGGUCAACAGCCAGUGGAAGUCGCGCUGGUGCUCCGUCAGGGACAGUCACUUGUACUUCUACCAGGACCGGAACCGGAGCAAGGCGGCCCAGCAGCCCCUCAGCCUGCUGGGCUGUGAGGUGGUGCCGGACCCGAGCCCGGACCACCUCUACUCCUUCCGCAUUCUCCACAACGGCGAGGAGCUGGCCAAGCUCGAGGCCAAGUCUUCCGAGGAAAUGGGCCACUGGCUAGGCCUCCUGCUCUCUGAGUCAGGCUCCAAGACAGACCCAGAAGAAUUCACCUACGACUAUGUGGAUGCCGAUAGGGUUUCCUGUAUCGUGAGCGCUGCCAAAACCUCUCUGCUACUGAUGCAGAGAAAGUUCUCAGAGCCGAACACUUACAUCGAUGGCCUGCCCAGCCAGGAUCGCCAGGAGCUGCUGUAUGAUGAUGUGGAGGUGUCAGAGCUGACAACCAUGGGGGAAGCCCCCGAGGAAGCCACCCCUGCAACAGAUGCUCCCGGUGAGCCUGACCCUGACCGCGUGUACCUGGACCUCACGCCCAUCAAGUCCUUCCUACACAGCGACAGCGGUGCACAGGCCCGGGUGCCCUCACCCACGCCGCCCCCCCAGGACCCCCCGGCCGAGACGCUCCCUCUCCCUGAAGACUCGGACCCCGCCCCUGAUGAGCCCCUCAUACAGUCUCCAGAGAACCCCGAGUUGCAGAUGCAGCAGGAGAGUCAGGAACCUGAGGAGCCCUCCCUGGGAGGCACAGAGGUCAAACUCCAGGCUGGACAGCAGAAGACCUCCUUCCCACCGAGCGGCCCUGAGGCGGCGGCUGUCGCCCCAGCCGGGUCCAGCCCACCUGUGAAGGACAGGCUGAAGGCAACCAGUGCAGAGAUCAAACUUGGCAAGAACCGGACAGAGGCCGAGGUGAAGCGGUACACGGAGGAGAAGGAGAGGCUUGAGAAGAAGAAGGAAGAGAUCCGAGGGCACCUGGCUCAGCUCCGGAGGGAGAAACGGGAGCUGAAGGAGACCCUGUUAAAGUGUACAGACAAGGGGGCGGUGGCCAGCCUGGAGCAGAAGCUCAAGGAGAUGGACGAGGAGUGCAGGGUGGAGGAGCGCAGGCGUGUGGACCUGGAGCUCAGCAUCGUGGAGGUGAAGGACAGCCUCAAGAAGGCCGAGGCCGGGCCCGUGACGCUGGGCACCACCGUGGACACCACCCACCUGGAGAACGUGAGCCCCCGGCCCAAAACGGCCACCCCGACUCCUGCCCCCGACUGUACCCCAGUCAACUCCGCAACUGCGCUCAAGAACAGGCCUCUGUCGGUCAUGGUCACGGGCAAAGGCACCGUCCUCCAGAAAGCCAAGGAAUGGGAGAAGAAAGGAGCAAGUUAG
This is a messenger RNA of Rangifer tarandus platyrhynchus (Svalbard reindeer), 2514 nucleotides long. NCBI's taxonomy places the organism in Eukaryota, Metazoa, Chordata, Mammalia, Artiodactyla, Cervidae. The record is from the annotation of a GenBank genome assembly.